Molecule: messenger RNA, 717 nt
Organism: Brassica napus (rape)
Lineage: Eukaryota; Viridiplantae; Streptophyta; Magnoliopsida; Brassicales; Brassicaceae
Exons: 3
Coding region: 294-557 (87 amino acids)
Source: RefSeq, a predicted model, not a curated record
GAUUACAGUUUUAUCAUAUUUGGGGGCGAAUUUGCGAUAAAGGCCAAUUAAUUCGAUUAGUUUAGAUCUGAACCGUAAUUUAAUUCAAUUAAACCAAAUGAACCGGGCUUGCAGGCCUACGGUUUAAACUGGUUCUAUAUGAGGUCGAUCACUGUUGUUGGCCUUUGUCUCCAAGGAAAUAAAAAACUUUAUAAGCGGCGAGGAACAACCGCAAAAUUAUUUUCCUACAGAAACACACAGCAAAGAAGUUGUCUGAAAAAUUCUCAAAAACAAAAAAAAAAAACUGUUGAAAGAUGGCGAGAGAAAAUAGUUGUUUGAGUAGAAUCGCUGCCGUGGGCGGCGCACUUGGCGGCGUUGUAGGUGAUGUUUUUGGAACUUACGAGGCGACUAUAUUCAAGGUCCCUGGGGGCUGGGCUUAUGAAUCUAAGGUACUUAGGCCAACCAACUAUGUGCAGCUCGGCGGAGGUAUUCGGUCUAUUCGUAUUCCUAGUUGCUGGCCGUUAUAUACACUGCGGACAAUAAGCGUCAAGUUUGUGCCUUGCAAAGUCUCAUGGUGAAAGAUUUCUGAAAAACAUUUAGCUUUUUAUUUAAUUAGUAUUUUGGAUGAAUUGUCUCAUGUGUUUCUGCCGCUAUAUGAACUUAUCAUCUCUUGGAUUUUGAUGCUUGUUAUUCAUUUUGCCUACUAUACUCUUGUUAAUGGAAAGAUCAUGUUACAAA